GGACCCUGAUUGGUCUCUGCAGUUUCACAGGACACUCGAUUGGUAUAGCCUUGGAAACAGGAAGAGUAAUCGAGUCGAUAAACGCUUUUGGGCCUGUCUGAAGCUUGUUUGUUUACGUGGUCCAAAUGUCUUCAUUGUCGCUCUGUAUAGUCCUGCACUGAGUGUCUUGUCAUGGUGGAUGUUGGGAAGUGGCCAGUAUUUGCCUUGCUUCCGCCACAAGACAUCCGUUCAAUUCGUCUGGCUUGUGUCUUUGGCACAUCUGGCAAUGAGACCUUGUAUGUCACAGAAAAUGAUGAGGUAUUUGCCUUUGGUACUAACUGCAGUGGCUGCUUAGGAACUGGAGAUAUUCAGAGCACAAUUGAGCCCAGGAGAAUAGACAUCCUGUGUGGUAAGAAGAUUGUUCAUCUAAGUUAUGGGAGCGGACCCCAUGUGGUGCUUACAACUUCAGAUGGAGAAGUUUAUGCCUGGGGGAAUAAUGGUUACAGUCAGCUAGGAAAUGGGACAACAACUCAAGGUUUAUCACCAUGUCAGAUUUCCACCAAUUUGCUCCACAAGAAAGUUAUCGAGGUAGCCUGUGGAUCCCAUCAUUCCAUGAUUUUGACAUCUGAUGGAGAAGUUUACGCGUGGGGUUAUAAUAACUGCGGACAAGUUGGAUCAGGAUCUACUUCUAAUCAGCCAACACCACGGAGAGUGACUAGUUGCCUACAAAAUAAAGUGGUUGCAACCAUUGCCUGUGGUCAGUCAUCUUCUAUGGCAGUGCUGGAUAAUGGAGAGGUUUAUGGUUGGGGCUACAAUGGUAAUGGGCAACUUGGCCUGGGCAGUAAUGGAAAUCAGCCAACCCCGUGCAGACUGGCCGCAUUGCAGGGAAUUCAUGUGUGUCAGAUUGUCUGUGGCUAUGCUCACACUCUGGCACUGACAGAUGAAGGUUUACUUUAUUCCUGGGGAGCAAAUGCAUAUGGCCAGCUGGGCAGUGGUGUGAAAAGCAACCAAUCUUGUCCUGUGCAAAUCACUGUGGAUAGAGAAAGGAUUGUGGAGAUUGCUGCUUGUCAUUCCACUCAUACCUCAGCUGCUAAGACCCAAGGUGGCCAGGUCUACAUGUGGGGCCAGUGUCGAGGGCAGUCAGUCAUUCUACCACAACUCACUCACUUCUCUUGCACAGAUGAUGUGUUUGCCUGCUUUGCAUCUCCUGCAGUUACGUGGCGUCUCCUGUCUGUAGAAAGUGACAAUCACUUGACAGUGGCACAAUCAAUGAAGAAGGAGUUUGACAGCGCAGCAACCUCAGAUCUAAAAUUUCUCGUGGAUGGAAAGAUUAUCCAUGCUCACAAAGCAGUUCUCAAAAUAAGAUGUGAACAUUUCAGAUCCAUGCUUCACGAUGAUGAGGUGAUUGAGAUUGACCAGUUUAGCUAUCCAGUGUACCAUGCCUUUCUGGAAUACUUGUACACGGACUCUAUCAAUCUACCUCCUGAGGAUGCAAUAGGCCUUUUGGAUUUGGCAGCAUUUUAUGGAGAGAACAGCUUAAAAAAUCUUUGUGAGCAGACUAUUAAACAAGGCAUUUCUGUGGAGAAUGCAAUUACUUUAUUGUCAGCUGCAGUGAAAUAUCAGGCAAAGGGGUUGGAAGAGUUUUGCUUUAAGUUCUGUGUCAAUCAUUUGACAGCCGUGACACAAACACAGGGCUUUUCUGACAUGGACCAUGAGCUCUUGAAGAAUUUCAUCAGCAAGGCUGGCAAGCAUGGGGCAUUCCGGAAUUGAGGCAAGAAUGUGAGCAGAUACUGAAUACACUGGGUCUCCUAAUCAGUUUUCUCUCCCCUCAUCCUAAUCAGUUUAUCUGUCCCUACACCGUCAGAUGUCAACUCUGGAAGGAUUAGAGUUUCAUAUGUGUUAAUUGCAGUUGUGCCCAAGAAGCCAUUGUUUCAUUAUUAGCUUUAAACAGACUAUUCAAGUAGGGAGAUAUUACAGUUGAGCUCCUUGCUCAGCAUUUAAGAUUAUAUAAUUCUAAUGAGAGUUUGUUCAACAUUGUUUUGGGGAUGAUUCCUUUGACUUCUCCUCGUAACUGCUGCCUGUUGCAACAUCUCUUGCUGAGAGAUGGCAUGGGUCAGCAAUCAAACCUGCUUCCACAUAAAAAUAGUUCAGCUGCUCAUGGGAGGAAAUGUUUACUCAACCAUGGGGAGUUUAUGUUCACUUUGAAGAAAAGGAUCAACAUCACAAGGGUGAAACAUCAGAUUAUGAAAGUCAUUCUUUCCAUUUUUUUCACACAACUACCUAGCAAGGCAAUGGGAAAUACUUUUGAAUUCUGGUUUAAUGUAUAAUUCAGGACUAUGCAUCAUAGCUUUAAGAAUAUCCUUCUAGUUCAUGCAGUUGCUGAUUUCAUAACACUGUGCAUACUCCUAAAUAACAUGUUAUUCAUUUUUGGCAGAAUUUUGCUUUUCCUGAAUCAAUACAUUUUCAUCAGUCUAUACAAAAUGAAGGAUAUCCACAUGCCCCAGAUAACUCAAUAGAUCAAUUUAUUAAUCAUUGUGCCACAUGGAAAUACUAGAUUCCAGCCAAAGGUUCCUAGUGCUGUAUUAUUAGGCAUCCAAAUGAGGUGGAUAAACCUUAACUAGUCAUCAGAUGUGAUGGGGAGAGAGAAAGAGAGAUUUAGAAGAUGACUGAAGGGUUUCUGGACAUAAUUCCAGCAGGUAACCAUUUAUUAUCAGUUUUGAUGUAUAAUCAGAUCACUGUCCAUAAGUGAUUUAACACACUUGAAAUAAUAGAGUUGCAUCGAUGGUGAGCUGUUUUAGUAAACUGGUGCAAAUAAACAGCAUAAGUGAACAGAGUAGAGCUCCUGUUUUCUCUUUGAUGUAUGUUGCAGUCCCUUGCAGACGGUGGUUGGAACCUUCCAUUUCAUUAGGAAGGAAAUCAUUAUACUUCCGUUGACCAAUGUUUUAAAAUAGUUUCUAUUGUGACACUUUUUCUGGUUCCUUUUCUGUGGCCUAGACAUGGCAGAAUCUAAAUUAUAGUAAAUUAGAAACAGCCAUAAAAAAUUAAAUGUUUUUUUUAAGAAAGUAUCUUUCAUCCCCAGGGUAUGAGGUAGGUGGAGAGUGUAAGUGGUUGUAAUGAGUUCCCUACCUGGACCAGAUUGAGGCUGUUCAUCAAGGAGGCCUGGCCGACUGAAUGAACAGGAUGUCUGACAGCCCUGUUUAUAUCUGAGCUGGUACUAAGGGAGCUGGAUCAGUGUCAAUAACUUGCCACAUGUACAUGUGAAGGGUGACUUGGUGAUGGGAUACUAGCCUCUGUUGCAUUAUUUAAAUAUCAUUUCUAGAUGUUGUGAAUUGGUGUUAGUAUUACUGCUGCGUUGCCAAUUUUGUUUCUCUGAAACUUGUGGGCAAACUGAGGAGUUGUUA
This is a messenger RNA of Stegostoma tigrinum, 3380 nucleotides long. Its product is annotated as RCC1 and BTB domain-containing protein 2-like. NCBI's taxonomy places the organism in Eukaryota, Metazoa, Chordata, Chondrichthyes, Orectolobiformes, Stegostomatidae. The transcript is spliced from 12 exons. Gene Ontology annotation, molecular function: protein binding. The record is from RefSeq and is a predicted model, not a curated record. Bases 172 to 1749 code for a protein of 525 amino acids.